UCGCUUCGCGCCACUGCGACGCACAGCCACAGCGUCCACAGAUCACAAGGCGCGCGCGCGCCGCGCGCCACACGCACACGCCCGCGAGACGCCCAGCGUCACGGGCUUUACCACCACGGCAUCGUAUGCGCCACUGCCUGCCGAUCCGGCCGCGCUGGCUGGCUGCUGUGUAGUGUGUACUCCUACUGCUGCUGCUAGUAUAGCACACCACGCCACUGCAUAAAACGCUCCCGGACACGCACAUUCUCCCGGAUUUUCCCACCACUUCUCUCGCUAACCCACAGUGUGGUCGUAUCCGCUGCAGUUUGCUAGCUUCACACUCCGAUGCCUCCUCGCCCGUAGCCGUGUCCAGCUGCUGUGCGACGCGAUGGCCGGCGUCGUGACGAGGGCGGUGGCGGCGGCGGUGCUGGUGGUGGUCGUGGUCGUGGCUGCUGCCGAGCUCGUGGCCGCGGAGCCGCCGCCGAGCGAGCGGUCGGCGCUGCUGGCGUUCCUGGCGGCGACGCCGCACGAGCGGCGUCUCGGGUGGAACUCCUCGACGUCGGCGUGCGGGUGGGUCGGGGUGACGUGCGACGCCGGGAACGCCACGGUGGUGCAGGUGCGGCUCCCCGGCGUGGGGCUCAUCGGCGCCAUCCCGCCGGGCACGCUCGGCCGCCUCACCAACCUGCAGGUGCUCUCCCUCCGCUCCAACCGCAUCCUCGGCGGCAUCCCCGACGACGUGCUCCAGCUCCCCCAGCUCCGCCUCCUCUUCCUCCAGAACAACCUCCUCUCCGGCGCCAUCCCGCCGGCGGUCAGCAAGCUCGCCGCCCUCGAGAGGCUCGUCCUCUCCAGCAACAACCUCUCGGGGCCCAUCCCCUUCACGCUCAACAACCUCACCUCGCUCCGCGCUCUCCGCCUCGACGGCAACAAGCUCUCCGGGAACAUCCCCAGCAUCAGCAUCCAGAGCCUCGUCGUCUUCAACGUCUCCGACAACAACCUCAAUGGCUCCAUCCCGGCGUCGCUCGCGCGCUUCCCGGCCGAGGACUUCGCCGGCAACCUCCAGCUCUGCGGCUCGCCGCUCCCGCCCUGCAAGUCGUUCUUCCCGUCCCCGUCGCCGUCGCCCGGGGUGAGCCCCGCCGACGUCCCCGGGGCGGCAUCCUCCUCCAAGAAGCGGAGGCUCUCCGGCGCCGCAAUCGCCGGCAUCGUCGUGGGCGCCGUCGUGCUGGCGCUGCUCCUCCUCGUCGCCGCCGUGCUCUGCGCGGUGUCCAAGCGGCGGCGAGGCGCCAGCGAGGGACCGAAGAGCACGACGGCGGCGGCGGCGGGUGCGGGCGCCGCCGCCGCGAGAGGUGUCCCCCCGCCGGGGUCCGGCGAGGGGACGGGCAUGACGUCGUCGUCCAAGGAGGACAUGGGCGGCGCGUCCGGGUCGGCCGCGGCGGCGGUGGCGGCGGUGGCGGCGGAGCCGAGCAGGCUGGUGUUCGUGGGGAAGGGGGCCGGGUACAGCUUCGACCUGGAGGACCUGCUGCGGGCGUCGGCGGAGGUGCUCGGGAAGGGGAGCGUGGGGACGUCGUACAAGGCGGUGCUGGAGGAAGGGACGACGGUGGUGGUGAAGCGGCUCAAGGACGUGGCGGUGGCGCGGCGCGAGUUCGACGCCCACAUGGACGCGCUCGGCAAGGUGGAGCACCGCAACGUCCUCCCCGUCCGCGCCUACUACUUCUCCAAGGACGAGAAGCUCCUCGUCUUCGACUACCUCCCCAACGGCAGCCUCUCCGCCAUGCUCCACGGGAGCCGGGGGUCCGGCAAGACGCCGCUGGACUGGGACGCGCGGAUGCGGUCGGCGCUGUCGGCGGCGCGCGGGCUGGCGCACCUGCACACGGUGCACAGCCUCGUGCACGGCAACGUCAAGUCCUCCAACGUCCUGCUCCGGCCGGACGCCGACGCGGCGGCGCUCUCGGACUUCUGCCUCCACCCGAUCUUCGCGCCGUCGUCGGCGCGCCCGGGCGCCGGCGGGUACCGCGCGCCGGAGGUGGUGGACACGCGGCGGCCGACGUACAAGGCGGACGUCUACUCCCUCGGCGUGCUCCUCCUAGAGCUCCUCACCGGCAAGUCGCCGACGCACGCGUCCCUGGAAGGGGACGGCACGCUGGACCUCCCACGGUGGGUGCAGUCCGUGGUGCGGGAGGAGUGGACGGCGGAGGUGUUCGACGUCGAGCUGGUGCGGCUCGGCGCGAGCGCGGAGGAGGAGAUGGUGGCGCUGCUCCAGGUGGCCAUGGCGUGCGUCGCCACCGUGCCCGACGCGCGGCCCGACGCCCCCGACGUGGUCAGGAUGAUCGAGGAGAUCGGCGGCGGCCACGGCCGGACGACGACGGAGGAGAGCGAGGAGGGCGUGCGGGGAACGUCGGAGGAGGAGCGGUCGCGGGGCACGCCUCCGGCCGCCCCGACGCCGUGACGACGCCGGCGGCGGCGGCGGAAGACACCUUCUUGGUCAGGGUAAAGGUUAAAAAUUGCAUAGGUUCUUUGGCUGCCUGUAUGCCAAUGCUCUGUUCUUUGCCAAUUUUUUUCUCUUCUCUUCUCUUCUUCAGUUUCUUUUCCUGGGUAUUGUUUUGUUGGAUCAAAUUGUAUUUUUCUCAGGCUUCAUUCUUCCAAGUAAAUGUAUUUUUUUUCUUCUCUUUUUUUUACCUUCAUUUCAUCGUCUGCCCCCUUUGUGAUCAUUGUGCCUCAUCCUUCUUUCGUUUAUGUUGUUCUAGAAUUGAGUAAUCACAUGUUGAGCUGGGAGCAAAGGAAUUCCAAAACUAAUCAUUUCCAUGGCC
Oryza sativa Japonica Group (Japanese rice) is the source of this 2783-nucleotide messenger RNA. RefSeq names its product probable inactive receptor kinase At2g26730. Gene Ontology annotation, biological process: protein phosphorylation. Gene Ontology annotation, molecular function: ATP binding; protein binding; protein kinase activity. NCBI's taxonomy places the organism in Eukaryota, Viridiplantae, Streptophyta, Magnoliopsida, Poales, Poaceae. The record is from RefSeq and is a predicted model, not a curated record.